Molecule: messenger RNA, 2979 nt
Organism: Ixodes scapularis (black-legged tick)
Lineage: Eukaryota; Metazoa; Arthropoda; Arachnida; Ixodida; Ixodidae
Gene: Vha100-1
Product: V-type proton ATPase 116 kDa subunit a1
Exons: 18
Coding region: 211-2739 (842 amino acids)
Biological process (GO): proton transmembrane transport; vacuolar acidification
Cellular component (GO): vacuolar proton-transporting V-type ATPase complex; vacuolar proton-transporting V-type ATPase, V0 domain; plasma membrane
Molecular function (GO): proton-transporting ATPase activity, rotational mechanism; ATPase binding
Source: RefSeq, a predicted model, not a curated record
AGUGGGGAAACACAUUUCUUCGCACACAACUACAAGGUCGCGGACCGUCUCGUUUUAUUUCCAGUCGUUACACCGACCGCAGCUGCCCUUUUCCGCCGCAGUUUUAUUGAUCGUCACCUGACUUCGCCAUGUUCUGAGCUGUACGCGCCGCUCCCUGAACAGAAAUAUUUCUCCGAAAAUCCUGCGUGAACAGGCCGAGUCCGGGACAAGAUGGGGGGCCUUUUUCGCAGCGAAGAAAUGACGCUUUGUCAGCUGUUCCUGCAGUCCGAAGCGGCGUAUGCCUGCGUUUCCGAAUUGGGAGAAUUGGGCUUGGUCCAGUUCAGGGACCUCAACCCGGACGUCAACGCGUUCCAACGGAAGUUCGUCAACGAAGUCCGCCGUUGUGAUGAAAUGGAACGAAAACUUCGUUUUCUGGAAAAGGAAAUUAAGAAGGAUGGUAUCCCUAUGCUGGACAUCGGUGACAAUCCUGAGGCACCACAGCCUCGAGAAAUGAUUGAUUUAGAGGCGACGUUUGAGAAGCUGGAGAAUGAGUUAAAGGAGGUGAACACCAAUGCAGAGGCCCUCAAGAAGACCUUUCUCGAGCUGACGGAGCUGAAGCACAUCCUGCGCAAGACCCAGGCCUUCUUCGAUGAGCAAGAGCAUGCUCGGACUGCGGACCUUGAGCACAUGCAUCUCCAUUUGGUGCCUAGCGAAAUGACGGCCUCUUCGUCCAUGCAGCUCGGGUUUGUGGCCGGCGUGGUCCUGCGGGAGCGCCUGCCCUCAUUCGAGCGCAUGCUGUGGCGCGUCUGCCGGGGCAACGUGUUCCUCCGCCAGGCUGCCAUCGAGACGCCCCUCGAGGACCCCGUCACGGGUGAUCAGGUGUACAAGACCGUCUUCAUCAUCUUCUUCCAAGGAGAACAGCUGAAGACCAGGGUCAAGAAAAUUUGCGAGGGAUUUCGGGCCACCUUGUACCCGUGCCCCGAGACUCCCGCUGACCGCCGAGAAAUGUCCAUCGGAGUGAUGACGAGGAUUGAAGAUCUCAAUACGGUGCUGGGCCAGACCCAGGACCACCGUCACCGGGUGCUGGUGGCUGCGGCCAAGAACAUCAAGAACUGGUUUGUGAAGGUGCGCAAGAUCAAGGCCAUCUACCACACCCUGAACCUGCUCAACCUGGACGUCACCCAGAAGUGCCUCAUCGCAGAGUGCUGGUGCGCAGUCUCGGAUCUCGAGAAGAUCCAGCUCGCACUGCGCAGGGGCACCGAGCGGAGCGGGAGCACGGUGCCUUCGAUCCUGAACCGCAUGGAUACAAAGGAGACUCCACCCACCUACAACCGGACCAACAAGUUCACCUCUGGCUUCCAGAACAUUGUGGAUGCCUACGGCGUGGCCAGCUACAGGGAGGUGAACCCCGCGCCUUUCACCAUCAUCACUUUCCCGUUCCUGUUUGCGGUGAUGUUUGGGGACUCGGGGCAUGGCACCAUCAUGUUCCUGUUUGCCCUCUGGAUGGUCCUCAAGGAGAAGGGACUCAUGUCACAGAAGUCCGACAAUGAGAUCUGGAACACAUUCUUCGGUGGCCGCUACAUCAUCUUGCUCAUGGGCCUGUUCAGCAUCUACACUGGACUGAUCUACAACGACACCUUCUCCAAGUCUUUCAACAUCUUUGGAUCUUCCUGGAACGUCACCAAGAGAGCCAUAUACACCGAGCAGGAGCAGCUGGAUCCUGUGGACAAUUUUGCGGGAUAUCCAUACCCCUUCGGCGUUGACCCGGUGUGGCAGCUGUCCACCAACAAGAUCCCUUUCACCAACUCCUACAAGAUGAAGAUGUCCAUCGUGCUUGGGGUGAUGCAGAUGCUCUUCGGCGUCUUCCUCAGCCUCUGGAACCACAGGUUCUUCCACAACUCUGUGAACAUCUUCUGCGAGUUCAUCCCGCAGCUCAUAUUCCUGUGUGCCAUCUUCGGGUACCUGGUGGUGAUCAUCUUUGCCAAGUGGACCAUCAACUUCGGCAAGGGCACCUUCUGCGCCCCGAGCCUGCUCAUCACCCUCAUCAACAUGUUCCUGUUCUCGUACCCCAAGGAGCCCUGCUACCAGGCUCAGUUCUACAGCGGACAGCAAGGGCUCCAGUGUUUCCUGGUGGUGCUGGCAGUCAUCUGCAUCCCCUGGAUCCUGCUAGCCAAGCCGCUGCUGCUCCGCCACCGCCACCUCAAGAGCGGCCGGGGCCGCAGCGCCACGGGCGCCAGCAAUGCGGGCGGCAUCGCUUCUUCUGGGGCGGCGGCGCUCAAGGAUGCGGAGGACGGGGCCGCCAACUCUGUGCCCGUGGCGGAGGUGGUGAAGCCGGCCGGAGGCCAUGGGGGCCACGACGGGGGAGACGGGGAGUUCGACUUUGGGGACACCUUCAUCAACCAGACGAUCCACACCAUUGAGUACUGCCUGGGCUCCGUGUCCCACACGGCAUCUUACCUGCGGCUCUGGGCCCUCAGCCUGGCACACGCACAGCUGUCCGAAGUGCUGUGGAACAUGGUGCUGCGUUUUGGCCUGCAAAUGGACAGCCUGGCCGGGGGCCUGUUCCUCUACCUGACCUUUGCCGCCUGGGCCUGCCUCACUGUGGCCGUCCUGCUGGUCAUGGAGGGACUCUCGGCCUUCCUCCACGCCCUCCGUCUGCACUGGGUGGAGUUUCAAAGCAAGUUCUACAAGGGGGAAGGCUACAUGUUCCUGCCCUUUGCCUUUGACGUCAUCCUGGAGACCUCCGGUGCCGAAGACUGAUGCCCCUCUGCCCUCCAGGUCAUCUGCGAGUUAGCAAGUCACGCUUUUCGACGGUGUUCUCCCCAGGUAGAUAAGGUGAUGUGCGCAUUAACAUUUAAUUUAGCCAAGCUCUCUACACGGUCUGUUCAGAUCUGUGUGUUGAGUAAUGAAACUGCUGUAGGCUUUUAGCAGCAUUGCUGUCUUACCCAAAUGAUGUUAUCCAAGAAUGUGUUCGUGGAAUAAAGCAUUCCAAAGUGAGAA